AUGAUCUGGCCAGGUGCAUUAGUUCAAUGUGCAUUUUUCCGCACAUUACACGAAAGUAAAGAGGAGGAUGAAUUAAACAAUGUCACUCGUUGGAAAAUGAGUCGUAUAAGACUUCUUCUAUACGUCAGUAUGGCAUCAUUCGUUUAUUAUUGGCUGCCGGGUUAUAUAUUUCCAUUGUUGACGGCAUUUUCAUUCCUUUGUUUACUUAAACCUAACAACGUUCUAUUUUCACAAAUAACGGGUAUCAGUGGACUUGGUGUUGGUUCGGUGCAGCUAGAUUGGAGCUCGAUAACAGCCUUUUUAGGUUCACCAAUUGUUGUAAAUAGUCAAUCAUUUAGAACAUCCGUUUUGAAUUACGUUAGACUACUUAAACGGUCUAAGGCUGUCCUAAUAGAAUCAGCUGAACCCGGUUGGGCACACCUGAAUAUUCUAUUUGGAUUUGUUGUACUGGUCUGGAUUGUUGUUCCAAUUAUGUACUACACAAAUACAUGGGGAUCAAAAGCAUUUCCACUAGGAACAACCGAUUUAUAUCGAGCGGAUGGCUCGCUCUAUGACAUUACAGUUGUACUGGAUCAAAAUUCGAGAUUAAAUGAAACUGCCUACAAGCAAUAUGGUACGAUUCGACUAACAGUGAUGUUUGCACUUGCCUAUGGACCAACAUUUGCUGCUCUAACAGCAUGCAUUGUUCACACGAUACUAUUUCAUGGUAAAGAGAUUAUAAGACAGUUCAAUAUGUCGAUAACAGAAGCUAUGAAUGAAGUGCACGCUAAGUUAAUGGCUAAAUACGGAGAAGCACCUGAAUGGUGGUACACUAUUGUGUUUUGUGUCAAUGUCUUUGUAGCAUGUUUGGUUUGUCAUUUUGGAGACUUGAUGCCCUGGUAUUGGUUAUUCAUCGCUAUAAUUGUUGUAUUCGUAUUACUUUUACCUGUUGGUAUCGUGCAAGCCCUAUCAAAUCAGCAACUUGGUCUUGGCGUUUUUUCAGAAUUUAUAGGCAGCUACUUAAUGGACAGUAAUCCAAUCGGUAACGGGACAUUCAAAACAUACACAUAUAUAACCGAAGUGCAAGCAUUACGAAUGAUACAAGCUUUAAAAUUGGGACAUUAUAUGAAAGUGCCUCCACGCAUAAUGUUUGCCGCUCAGAUAUCAUCCGCUGUCAUUAGUUCUGUUGUCAGCUACGAAUUUGGUCUUUUUUUAUUAGAUGGUAUUAAAGGUAUAUGUACAGCAAAAAAUAAGGAGUGGCAAUGCCCAGAUCCAAAUGUUUUUUAUAGUGCUUCAGUGAUAUGGGGUGCGGUGGGUGCGCAAAAAUCAUUUGUUAAUAACGAUGUAUCCUAUUAUCAUAUAUUCUGGUUUUUUCCUCUGGGUGCCAUAUUGCCUAUCAUACAGUGGUUGAUAUUGCAAAAAUGGCCCUCAAAAUUUUGGUUACAUUAUGUUCACUUCCCGAUUAUGUUCGCAAGUUUAUCGUAUCUAAUCCCAGCACCAGCAGGAAACUUUGUCUCUUGGUUAUUUUUGGGCUUAGUUUUUAAUUAUGGUAUCAAGAAAUAUGUGUUUGACUGGUGGGACCGUUAUGCAUAUAUCACAUCAGCAGCUUUAGACAUUGGUGUAGCGUUCUCCAGUCUUCUCAUCUUCUUAGCUUUAAGCAAUCAAAGCAUUUCAUUCCCUAAUUGGUGGGGCAUGGGCGGUCCAAGCUAUGAUGGAUGCCCUUUGUCCAAUGCAAAUUAUUCGGGAAUUAUCCCGGGAUAA
Didymodactylos carnosus is the source of this 1740-nucleotide messenger RNA. The record is from the annotation of a GenBank genome assembly. NCBI's taxonomy places the organism in Eukaryota, Metazoa, Rotifera, Eurotatoria, Philodinida, Philodinidae.